UUAUAUGUAUGUACAUCAUGCACACGUACGUACAUACAUACAGCGAUCUGUGCUGUUUUAUGAACAGAACAGUUUCUUCAGUUCUCACCUGAACUUCACGACACGUGUAUGAAAGUAUUGACCUAUCGUGUUUAGUAUAUCAACUGAUUUCUAAUUUAUUGUUAACAACAAAAAUGACAACUGAAAGGAAAGGUACGUUCAAGGUAGAAUAUCUACAGAAAAUUGAGAAAGAUGUACAAGCAAAGUGGGAAGCUGAAAAGGUGUACGAGCAGGACGCACCCUUGGAAGUUAGAAAGUCUGCAGAUGACAAAUUUUUUGCAACUUUUCCUUUUCCUUAUAUGAAUGGAAGACUUCAUCUAGGACACAUAUUUUCAUUAUCGAAAUGCGAAUUUGCUGCACGGUAUAAUCGGCUCUUGGGAAAGAAAGUACUAUUUCCAUUUGGUUUCCAUUGCACUGGUAUGCCUAUCAAAGCAUGCGCUGAUAAAUUAAAGAGGGAAAUGGAAUUGUAUGGGUGUCCACCAAAAUUUCCUGAAGAAGAAACGGUAAUAGAACAAGACGUAGAUGACUUAAUAAUAAAAGAUAAGAGUAAAGGAACAAAGAGUAAAGCAGUUGCAAAAACAGCUAGUGUCAAGUAUCAAUGGCAAAUUAUGCAAACGCUAGGUUUGGAGGAUGAAGACAUAAAGAAGUUUGCGGAUUCUGCGUACUGGUUAGACUAUUUUCCACCUCUUGCUGUGCAAGAUUUAAAGUCUAUUGGAUUACAUGUGGACUGGCGCCGAACGUUUAUCACGACAGAUGCAAAUCCAUUUUUUGAUUCGUUUGUACGUUGGCAAUUUCAACAUUUGAAAGCUAGAAACAAGAUAAAAUAUGGAAAAAGACAUACAAUCUAUUCGCCAAAAGACGGUCAGCCAUGUAUGGAUCAUGAUAGAUCGUCAGGGGAGGGGGUAGGGCCGCAAGAAUACACGCUAAUUAAAAUGAAGCUCAAAGAGCCUUACCCGAUAAAUCUAAAAUGUCUUUCUGGGAAACCUGUUUACUUGGUAGCUGCAACUCUGAGACCGGAAACAAUGUAUGGUCAAACAAAUUGUUGGAUUCAUCCGGAAAUAACAUAUAUUGCCUAUUCUCUGUCAAACGGAGAUGUGUAUAUAUCAACUGAAAGAGCAGCAAGAAACAUGGCUUACCAAAACUUCUUCAAAGAAGAAGGAAAAAUAUUUACCGAACUGAAAAUUAUCGGGAAAGAUAUAUUAGGAUUAGCCGUGGAAGCACCUCUUACAGCCUAUAAAGUAAUUUACACUUUACCCAUGUUGACCAUCAGGGAAGACAAAGGGACUGGGAUUGUUACCUCGGUGCCUAGCGAUUCCCCUGAUGAUUAUGCGGCUUUAGUAGAUCUCAAGAAGAAAGAACCGUUCAGGAAAAAGUAUGGGGUGGCCGAUGAAAUGGUGUUACCUUAUGAUCCUAUACCCGUCAUCAAAGUGCCAGAAUUUGGUGAUUUAACUGCAGUAACGUUGUACGAGAAAUUGAAAAUACAGUCUCAAAAUGACAAAACAAAGCUUUCGGAGGCAAAAGAAAUGGCGUAUCUUAAAGGUUUCUACGACGGAAUCCUACUAGUUGGUAAAUACAAAGGGAGCAAGGUGCAGGAAGCAAAGAAAGAAAUACAAAAAGAUUUAAUAAGCGAAGGGAAAGCAGUUUUGUAUUAUGAGCCCGAGAGAAAAGUUAUGUCUCGAACGAACGACGAGUGUGUAGUAGCUUUAUGUGAUCAAUGGUAUCUGGAUUACGGCGAAGAAAACUGGAAAAAGGAAGCUACGAAAGCUUUAGCCAAUCUUAAUACUUUCCAUGACGAAGUAAGAAAGAAUUUUAUGGCGUGUCUGGACUGGUUGCAUGAAUACGCGUGUUCAAGGACUUAUGGGCUUGGUACUAAAUUGCCGUGGGAUGAAACCUGGUUAAUCGAAUCCCUCUCCGAUUCAACGAUUUACAUGGCUUACUACACUGUUGCACAUUUAUUGCAAGGAGGAACAUUCAAAGGCGACAAGACAAAUGCAUAUAACAUCAAGGCUGAGGAUAUGAAACCAGAAGUAUGGGACUACAUCUUCUUCGAAGAUGCUAAGCUUCCAAAAACAAGUAUAAAGAAACAGGCACUGGAACACAUGCGACGUGAAUUUCAAUACUGGUAUCCAGUGGACGUAAGAGUUUCUGGGAAAGAUUUAGUACAAAACCAUUUAACCUUUUUUAUUUACAACCAUACCGCAAUAUGGCCCGAACAGCCGGAAUUAUGGCCAAAAGGAAUAAGAGCCAAUGGACACGUUCUAUUAAACUCGGCUAAGAUGUCGAAAUCGGAAGGCAAUUUUCUAACACUUGCCGAGGCAGUAGAAAAAUUUUCGGCCGACGGUACACGGCUUUCGUUAGCUGAUUCUGGCGAUUCGGUAGAAGAUGCUAAUUUUGUUGAAACCACGGCGAAUGCUGGAAUUCUUCGACUGUACAAUCUUAUCGAAUGGAUGAAGGAAGUAUUGGCUUCCAAAAGCACUUUUAGACAUGGGAAACCACAUACGUUCAAUGACAAGGUUUUCGACAGUGAAAUCAACCUAAAAAUACGCGAGACUGGAGACAAUUAUUCGAAAAUGUUGUACAAAGAAGCAUUAAAAACAGGCUUCUUCGAAUUGCAAGCAAUAAAGGACAAAUACUUACAAUUGACCACGCUAGACAAUGCAAAUUGGACACUGAUUAUGAAGUUUAUGGAAACUCAAAUUAUACUGUUGUCACCUAUUUGUCCGCAUAUAUCGGAAUAUCUAUGGAAACUAAUUGGUAAUGAAGAUAGUAUAUUAAAUGCUAGAUGGCCCCAGAUUGAAGAAAUCGAUGAAAUUCUUAUAAAAUCAUCUCAGUAUCUAAUGGAUGCUGCACACUCAUUCAGAAUCCUCCUAAAAGCUUAUAUGACACCGAAAAAAGGACCAAAAGGAAAAGACGGUGCAACGGUCGUAGAAAAGCCUACUGAUGGUACAAUUUGGGUAGCAAAAACCUACCCCGCUUGGCAAAGUACUGUUUUAACUACAAUGAAAAAUUUGUUUGUUAGUAACGGCAAUAAACUACCAGAAAAUAAAAUGAUUGCGAUCGAACUAGGAAAAUUGCAGGAUCUGAAGAAAUACAUGAAACGAGUGAUGCCAUUUGUGCAAUUUGUACGAGAAAGGAUGGAGGUUAUUGGAUUCAAUGCGUUCAAUUUAACUUUAGAUUUCGAUGAAUUCAACGUUCUUCAAGAUAGUAAAAAAUAUCUUGAAAAUACUUUGGGUUUGACGAAUAUCGUGAUAAAGUAUACCGACGAAGCUCCAGAAAAAACGAGAGAAGAAUGUUGCCCAGGCUCACCGUACAUGAAUUUUUCUAAUCCUAGUCUCUCUAUAUGUAUUACUAAUCCACAAAAAUGCAAUGGUUUAUUCAGGAUGAUUAUGAAAAUCAUGAACAGAGACACUGGUGAAGAUGUAAUCGCACGAAUAAUGAAACAGAACGAAUUUAUAAAUAACCCGUUAUCCGUUUCUCUGUACCGUUACAGUGAUCCUUGUUUAGGACCUAGAACCAAACCAAUUGUUGACGAUAUUUUAAGAGGUAAAGUUGAAGUUCCUCGCACCUCUGUAUUUAAUGUCGAUGUAGAAAACAAAAUCAUUCAAGUCAACGUUGAAGGAAAUAUUUAUGACAUCGGUAACGAGCUAGUAUACAUAGUUCAGUCUAACGACAAUUAAAGCAUAAAUCGGAAUUAUAAUACUUUCCAUAAUACAAAUAUGAUACAAGUAA
Molecule: messenger RNA, 3768 nt
Organism: Megalopta genalis
Lineage: Eukaryota; Metazoa; Arthropoda; Insecta; Hymenoptera; Halictidae
Gene: LeuRS
Product: Leucyl-tRNA synthetase
Biological process (GO): leucyl-tRNA aminoacylation
Molecular function (GO): leucine-tRNA ligase activity; aminoacyl-tRNA deacylase activity; ATP binding
Source: RefSeq, a predicted model, not a curated record